Messenger RNA from Drosophila melanogaster (fruit fly), 2982 nucleotides. It is a transcript of the gene Ir47a, whose product is annotated as ionotropic receptor 47a. Bases 372 to 2153 code for a protein of 593 amino acids. Gene Ontology annotation, biological process: detection of chemical stimulus involved in sensory perception; monoatomic ion transmembrane transport. The transcript has a single exon. Gene Ontology annotation, cellular component: plasma membrane. The record is from RefSeq and is marked reviewed. NCBI's taxonomy places the organism in Eukaryota, Metazoa, Arthropoda, Insecta, Diptera, Drosophilidae.
UGGGUUUUAUGGGGAAAGUAACCAAAACCGGAAUAAAAGCACUACCGUAUGGCAGGACAUAAACAUGUGUGUUCGAAAGUUUCCGAGCUUGGGGCACAAUGGCUGCUCUGCCUUUAAUUAAAUAUGUACAAACCUGGAGGUUGCCGCGGUGUGAAAGUAAUUUGAGUUUAAUAUUCAUGCUAAUUUAAAUAUGAAAACGCAGUUCGCGGAUUACAGUGCUUAUACGUAAUGCUUAGCUUGAUUGCUGGUUUUCAGAGCACUUUAGAUGGGGGUUUGAUAUAAAUUACAUUAGUGGUAUGCGGAUAUGUACGUUUUAAAACGAAAGGCAGUUUCGUCUGUGACAUCAGUUCAGUUUCAAAAGGCCAUAAAAAAUGAGGCAAAUAAAACUCUUAGUCUGGUUACUGGUCGUCGGAGUGGUUUCCUCAACGGAACAACUUCAAUUCCUAAAGAAUUUCCUAGAAGCGGUGCACAAAGAGAGAUCUAUUUCAACUAUUCUUCUUAUUCAAAGGAAAGUUCAUAAAAAUGAUUUUCUGCACGGACUUUACCCCAUAUUCUGGCCAAUAAUUUGCUUGGACGAAACUAAAAGAGUUGAACUAGUAAACAAUUUUAACAAGGACUUCCUGGCACUUGUUUAUAUGGAAUCUGAGGCGGAUACAUUGCUACUGUCGGCAUUGGCUGCCGAUUUAAAUCAUAUUAGAGACGCAAGGAUUAUGAUCUGGUUACAGAUGAGCCCUUCGGAAAAUUUUCUUGAUCGUAUUGUUUUUCAGGCAUCUAAGCAGAAGUUCCUUAAUCUCGUGGUAAUAGAAAAUACAUUAAAAACUCGACGAUUUUAUCCAUUUCCCCAGCCAAAAGUUCAAGUUAUCGACAAACCUUUCGAGGAAAAAGAAAUAUAUCCCGCUCUUUGGCGCAACUUCAUGGGCAAAAAUGCAAUAGCUGUGCCCGACUUGGUGCCACCACGGAGUUUUAAUUCUUUUGAUCCAAAAACCGGUCAUAGAAGGGAAAGUGGAUCUAUCUACAAUGUCUUCAAAGCCUUUACGCAGAGAUACAAUAUUACCAUGCUCCUGAAAUGGCCGCUCAUCAGAAAUACUACCCAAGAGGAAAUUAUCGGAAAAAGUGUUCGUGGAGAGAUAGACUUACCAAUAACCGGACAGUUGAUUAGCUUUAGACACCCAAACGGAAGUAGGUCUCAGCCUCUUUUAGGAAUGACAGCCCUAUCCAUUGCUGUGCCUUGCGGCCCCGAGUUGCCAAUGUUUGAUCGGUUCUUUUUGUUCUACGGACUGGCUACACCCAUCACCAUAACUGGAUACUAUGUCCUGCUAAACACCAUAGAGAUCAUACUUGGAACUCUGAGCGAUCGAAUCAAACGCCAUCCAAGACGUAAGAAGAUCCUGAAUCUGGUGCUUAAUCUACGGGUAUUUAGUUGCAUUCUGUCCCUGCCCACUCCACAAGGGAAUCGACUUAGAUCCGUCAAGGGUCAGCUGACCAUGGUGAUGAGUAUCACAGGCCUAAUUCUCUCCUGCAUUGUGGCAGCACAAACGAGUACUAUUCUCACCAUGAAGCCCCAAUACCGGCAUAUCAAGAACUUUCAGGAACUGAGCGACAGUAACAUAACCGUGGUAUGUAACCACCUUAACUACUUGACCAUCAAGCAGCAAAUGGACCCCAAGUUUAUGGCCAAGUUCAUGCAGAACAUCUGGAUAGUGAACAGCAUUGAGCAGAUGAAGAUGAUCUUUGAUUUGAAUACGAGCUAUGCCUACCAGACAUUCUCCUACAAAAAGGACCCAUUUACACUGCUUCAAAUGCACACUACCCGUAAGGCGUUUUGCAGGACCCCGGGCUUAGAUUUGGUCAGUGGACUCGCUUAUACUGCGGUUCUCGAAAAGAAUUCGAUCUACGCACUGGCCUUGCAGGACUACACCCUAAAGGCUUUUAGUGCCGGUCUUGUCUAUUACUGGGCGGAAGAGUCUAUUCGGGAUCUUAUCUCCACCGUGGGGCGUACACAAUUUGAAAAGCUACCCAUUGUGAUCGGCUAUCAAUCUCUGAAGCUGCAGGAUUAUAAUGUCUGUUGGAAGAUUUUACUAAUCGGUGGGGCACUAGCCUUUUGUGUAUUCAUCGUGGAAGUUGUCGUGGGCUUGAUUAAUCGUCGAAUAUGAAAGACGAUGGAUAGGAAAAUAUAUUAUAAAAUGUUAAAUAUUAUAAACCAUAAUCAAAUUGCAAUUUUAAUUUAUUUGCUUGCAAUGCUUUCUUAACGUUAAUAAAAAUUUUAAUUGUGUGUCCUAAUCAAAAAAGCACCGUGUAUUCCAUUCUGAAAUAUAAAGUAUAAAGGGGGUUGCCCAAAAGCGUAUACCUUUCCUAUCUAUUUUCACUGUGAUAAAAGAACAAAUGUUGUAUUAAUAGUAAUUCCAAUUUAGUGGGAAUAUGUAACUCUUAAUUUGAUUACGGGCUGGCAGAGCUUUUUACAUGGGUGUCCGAUUUGAAAUGCAUUAUUGCAAAGAUGCACGGAUAUGACUUUAAAAUGGAAAUGCACAUUUCCAAGUGAUUUUAGUUCACUAGAAUUAAUCCAGAAGUCAUGAGGGAAGCUCAGAUAAUUAUUUUCUUGUUGACAAGUGCUGCAGCAGUGACCCUGAAACAAUAUGAAUUCCUUUAAAGUUUCCUGAAAGCAGGGGAGCAGGAACAAACGAUUACUACUCUUCUGAUGAUGCAAAAGCACGUUCACACAAAGAAUCUUCUUCAAGGACUAUAUCCAUAACCCUGGCCCAUAAUCCAUUUCGUUGAAACUCAAAGAAUUAAGUUCAUUGCUCUGCUCUAUAUGAGUUCUGAAAAGGAUAUAUUUCUCUCAUCAUUGGCUGCCAAUUUAAAGUUCGAAAGACUUGAUAAGCCCUUUGGAAAGUCGAAUAUUUUCCCUGUUCUAUGGCGUAAUUAUAUGGGAUAGAUCGCUUUGACAUUAGACCACUUGGUGGAACCACGAAGUUUCUACUGGAC